This is a messenger RNA of Toxotes jaculatrix (banded archerfish), 3017 nucleotides long. It is a transcript of the gene itgb6, whose product is annotated as integrin, beta 6. Lineage: Eukaryota; Metazoa; Chordata; Actinopteri; Toxotidae. Gene Ontology annotation, cellular component: focal adhesion; cell surface; integrin alphav-beta6 complex. Gene Ontology annotation, biological process: integrin-mediated signaling pathway; cell adhesion mediated by integrin; cell-matrix adhesion. The coding region runs from base 128 to 2476 and encodes 782 amino acids. Gene Ontology annotation, molecular function: integrin binding. The record is from RefSeq and is a predicted model, not a curated record. The transcript is spliced from 16 exons.
AUAGGACUGAAUGUACUGGCUUGAUACUUCUCUAUUUCUCUCCAUUUUUCACUUGAUGACGAGGAAGACAGACUGAGACAGGACAGCAUGUUAUCAGAGGACGCCCCUGAAGCAACCUCACGGACUAAUGGGGCUUAUACUGCUGAGCCUGAUUCUCCGGUACUGGAUCAGCACCGUGGAAGGAUCAUGUUCAGCUGGCAACGCCGUGACUUGUGACCAGUGUCUGGAGCUCAGUCCUCAGUGUGCCUGGUGCACACAGGAGAAUUUCACAGACUGGUUUUCAGUCAGCGAAAGAUGUGACACACUGGAUAUCUUACUAGAAAAGGGAUGUGCCAGGGGCCAGCUGGAGUUCCCUGUUUCCAAAGCCCAGAUCCUCCAGGAUCAUCCACUUGGGAAGAAGACAGGCAACUCGAACACCACUCAGAUCUCCCCACAGAAAAUGGCCCUCAAGCUGCGAGCUGGAAGUCAGGUGACUUUCCAGGUCAAGAUUCAACACACAGAGGACUAUCCUGUGGACAUGUACUACCUAAUGGACCUGUCAGCAUCCAUGAUUGAUGAUCUGGAGACGAUCAAAGACUUGGGCUCCUCUCUCUCUAAAGAGAUGGCGCACCUUACUAGUAAAUUUCGCAUGGGCUUUGGUUCUUUUGUCGAGAAACCCGUCCUGCCUUUCAUCAGGAUCACAGAAGAAGAACUGGCCAACCCUUGCAGUGGUGUAGGUUCAUCCUGCCUACCAACGUUCGGCUAUAAACAUGUCUUAUCUCUGACGAGCAACACUGACAAGUUCAACGAGAUAAUCGCAAUGCAGCGUGUAUCUGCAAAUAUUGAUGUGCCAGAGUGUGGCUUUGACGCCAUCAUGCAGGCAGCUGUUUGUGGGGACAAAAUAGGCUGGAGGAAUGAUUCCAUGCGUUUGCUGGUGUUUGUCAGUGAUGCUGACUCACACUUCGGGAUGGACAGCAAGAUGGCCGGCAUCGUGGUUCCCAAUGACGGGCAGUGUCACCUGGAUGCCAACAACGAGUACUCCAUGUCCACAGUGCAGGAGUAUCCAACUCUCGGUCAGCUGAUUGAUAAGGUGGUGGAGAACAAUAUCUUACUGAUAUUUGCUGUGACAAAACAGCAGAAACACAACUAUAAGAACUAUGCAAAUCUCAUACCUGGCGCCACAGUUGGAGUCCUGGCGACAGAUUCGCGGAACAUCCUGGAGCUUAUUGUAACAGCAUACAAAGAACUGCGUUCAGAGAUCGAGCUAGAGGUCCUUGGAGACACAGAGGAGUUGCAGAUGUCCUUCACAGCCAUUUGCCCAAACGGUACUGUCCUCCCUGACCAAAAACGCUGCUCCAACAUCAAACCUGGAGACACGGUAGUGUUCAAUGUGUCUGUCGAGCUCCCCGGAUGCCUGUCAGGAGUUCAGCACUUCUCCCUCAAACCGGUGGGCUUACAGGACAGUUUGGAGGUGGAACUGGAGUCUCUUUGCUCGUGUGACUGCCGGCAGACUCCUGAAGGAAACAUCAGCCAGUGCACCGAGGGCCAAGGGGCUUUCCAGUGUGGCAUGUGUGUGUGUCAGCCGGGGUUCCUGGGAGCACAUUGCGAAUGCAAUGAGGAGAGCGCUUUGUUGAGUAACUGCCUCGCAAACAAUGAGUCCGAGAUAUGUAGUGGUCAAGGGCAGUGCUACUGCGGACAAUGUGUGUGUCAUGCAUCCAGCUUUGGCCGCGUCUACGGAUCUUACUGCGAGUGUGACAAUUAUUCUUGUGUUCGCUUUCGUGGGGAGCUCUGUGGUGGCCACGGAGUGUGUGACUGCGGGGAGUGUCACUGUCAUAGUGGCUGGAUAGGGCAGUAUUGUAACUGCAGCACCAGCACUGAAGCAUGCAUGUCGGAGGAUGGCACUCUCUGCAGCGGCCGGGGGGAGUGUGUGUGUGGCCAGUGUGUCUGCUCUGUACCUGGAGCAUCUGGGGACAAGUGUGAGAGGUGCCCAACAUGUGGAGACGCCUGUACCUCUGCAAGGACCUGCGUAGAGUGCCAUCUCCAAGAUAAUGAUGAUGCUGAGUUUUGCGAUCAAAGGUGCAGCGUUCCUAAAAUUUCCAUCAACACAACAGCAGAUUAUGACAAGAGCCCUUCUAUUCUAUGCAAGCUGAUGAUGGAGAAUGAGUGCUGGAUCUCAUUUAGUGUGGUGGGAGGUGAUACAGGGACCAUUGCCUACAAUCUCCAGAUGUAUGGUUGCCCAGAGCCUCCUAACAUCCCCAUGAUUAUUCUGGGAGUCUCCCUCUCCGUGGUGUUUGUUGGCCUGAUCCUGCUGGUUGUGUGGAAGGUGCUGGUAUCAGUCCACGACCGUAAAGAGGUGGCCAGAUUUGAGGCUGAGAGGAAGAAGGCAAAAUGGCAGUCGGGGACCAACCCUUUGUUCAGAAGUUCAACAUCUACAUUCAAAAAUGUUACUUAUAAGAACACACAGAGAGAAAGGAUUAUUACAGUGAAUCACUACUGAUGAUAAACUGGAGGCAAUGCAACCCAACAUCCGAGUGCACUUAAGCGUGUGCAUGUGUUUGUGUGAGUGUGUGUAUGAGACAGAAAGAGUAAAAUGUGUUUUUUUGUAUGAAUCUGUGUUGAUUCAGAGAUGUUAGAACACAGUAGACAAUACUGUGAAAGGAUGAACUUUACAUGAUGAUUUUGCUGCUGUAAAAGUGCACUGACAACGUACUGUCAAACACUGCACUUUCCUGCUGCACGACCCUGCAAACUCACACAAAACAUUUGUCUACUGCAGGGGUGUCCAAACAGUUUGGACAUCUCUGGUCUACUGUAACAUGCAGCUUGGAAAAAAGGGGUCUACGCUAUUAGUGAUCUACUACUGAAAAAAAAAAUCUUUUUUUUUUUUUUUAUUCUAAUGAAUGUAAAUAUACAGGUGGAUGAUUGUGAUUUUUUUUUAAUAUUGUGUUUGUUGUGUUAUUGUAAAGCAAGGCUGAGCCUUCGAUGUUGAUAACUGAGUUUUUUUAGUGGCGUGGUACAUAAAUAAAACUGGAUUUUGA